AUGCCGCCGCCUUCCUUUUCCCACCAAACCGCCGUGGUGCUCCCGCGAGCGGUACAAUCCUGGCUCAAGGAACUCAUCCAAAAGAUCCGCUCGGCACUCACCGCCAACGACGAGAUCAAGCGCCAUUCCAUCCUCAGCGCAAUCGAGGCUUCCGUCGAGGAGCACGCCCAGUCGCUCAAGAGCGCAGCGCAGGCAGACGAGGCCAACCAUCCGCCCGCAGCCGGCCCCUCGCCCACCGCUCAGAUCAAGUCGCAGGUCUCGCUCCGCAUCAACGAUGCCAUCCAAAACAUGCUCCAGGGCGAGCUGGGCGCGCAGCAGGACGAAAAGCUGCCCGCCCUCGUCGACGUCCUCUUUGUUGCCAUGCCCCUCUUGGGACCCACAUCGAUCGUCAUGGAGUGGUGGGACCUCGUCCUCCACCCCCUCCUCAAAAGUGCAUCCAUCCAGAACAUCACCGCCAAUCGUGCACGCGAGCUCGUCGUGCGCGCCAUGGCCGCAGCGCCCACAACCGCAUACGAGGACGAGCCGGCGCCAGUGGCAGUUUGGCCGGCGCCCGCUUCAAGGCCCACCGAUGCACCCGAAUCAGCGAAAGCCUCUCCCAUCCCUUCCACAAGCCCUCGACGGGCCCGCGAGACUCCCUAUCCUACAUCCGCCACCAUGCCAGCUUCCUCUUCACCCUCGCGUCAACCACAGCGCAGCCCCUCUCUCACCGCACCAUCCGCCUCCGCAGGCAGAUCCGCCUCGGUCGGUUCGCGUCAAGACACCUUCCGCCGCUUCACACAGCGCAUCCUCGACCUCUACCUCGCCGAAGCGGCGCACGAAAGCCAGCAGCUCCGCUCCGAAGAUGCGCGCCCGCGCAGAGGCAGCGCUCCCGACCUCGCCAUCUCGCGCGACCUGAGCGGCAGCGGACACCUCCUUCGCGACCCCGCCACCCUCGUCUGGAAGGGCAACCUCGAGUCCAUCCUGCUUGUCUACAGCAACCAGAAGCCCAAGGAGUUCUUUCACCACAUUGCAGAGUCCUUCUCUGAGCCCACCGCACGCGUGCCCCUCCUCUUCCUCCUCUCCACCUUCCUUCGCCUCUAUCCGAUUCAUGCCUACCACAUCACCGCCACCGCUCUCCCACGCAUGCUCAUCCUCUCGCUUCAGCUCGACACCUCCACCACCUGCGUCUCACUCGGCGUCACCGCUCUCAUAAUGCUCAUCCCGCACAUUCCCAACUGGAUCGCCAACGGUGGCGCAGGUGGCCUUCCCACCCUGCUCAGCAUCUUUGCCCGCAUCGUCGACUGGAGGCGCCUCGGCAACGGCUGGGAGACCCGCAUCGGCGACGAUCCCGAGCUCGCCGAGCUGCGCAGAGAGAAGGACGAGGAGUUUGCAGAGAUGGACCGCCUCGGCAAGCGCCUCAACAUCAAGCCCGCUCUGCGCUGGAACCGCCUCGAGUCGUCCUUUGACACGACCAUGUCCAGUCCGCCCAACGCAGAGCACCUCUUCACCUUCCUCUACGGCCUUUUCCCUUGCAACAUCAUCCGCUUCCUGCGCUCGCCCGUCGACUACCUCCGCAAGGCGUCGUUCGACAGCCCCUUUGAAGGACCCUGGGAAGAGAUGAUGGACGAGGUCGCCGUUCAGACACGCGCCAGCCCCAUCCUGCGUCGACACACGCUUCACCCCGCCCUCAUCACCCUCGACGCCGAGACCGAGCUGACUGACAAGCAGCGCUGGCUCGACCACGACUCGGCCGACAUCAAUGCAGAAUGCCUCGGCCUCUUCCUCGGCAAGUGGCACGACGUCAACCCUUCUCACAUUGUCCAGGCCGAACGCCAGCGCAACGGCUCGCUCGACAAUGACGUUCCGGACGACGAAAGCAUAUUCUCGUCCGAAGCGAGGCUCGGUCCGUUCGAUAUGGGCCGCCGCCGCAGCGCAGCCGCCCUCAUGCAUCCGUCAUCUCCCAGUGGCUCGGCGCACCGCCACUACCAGAGGGUGCCGCACUCGGUCAACCCGGAUGACAUUCUGUUGACCUACGCAUCGCUGCGGUCCGGCGCACCGCUCAUGUCGGCCACGGUCUCGGCGCAGACGCCCAGCUUCGAUGCUUCGCCCGCGCCGUCCCUGUUUGGCAGCGUGACACAGCCUCUUACGGCGGCCGCUCAGCGUUUGGACGACUCGAUCGGCCCGACGGCGGUCCCGCAGGCCAAGGCACCAUCCUCGUCUUCGGCCAUGACGGCGAGCGGCACGCUCUCGAGGUUGCUUCCAGCUGCAAGUGCUGCGGCUGCUGCGACACCCGCCAUCAUCACCGCCGUUGGAAGUUCCAGCGCUUCUCACAUGUCCAUCCCCGCCUCGCCGGCCACCCAUGCCGCGCAUGCCUCGAUCGCACGCGUACGCUCACGAUCCGGCUCGCUCUCGUCGGUGCUGUCGAGCAGCUCGCCCAGCCCGGCCACGCCGACCUCGCCAACCCUGCCAGGUCGCCACCCGCUCGCGUCGAGCCAUCUUCCCUCGGACCCGCUCACACCGCAGCCGGAGCCGAGGGAGAAGCAGGCAUUGGCGCCGGAGCCGAGGGAGAAGCAGGCAUUGGCGGUCCCACCUUUUGCAGGCUCCUCGCUCGAGGCGGGAAGCAGCGACGCUUCCAUCAUCUCGUUCUUGCAACGAGAGAAUCUGCUGCUGCGCAACGAGCUGAACUUUGAGCUCUAUCUCAAGGAGCAGCACCUGCGCCAUAUCGGUCGCCUUCACCGCGAAAAGGUGACCGAUACCGCGCUCGAGGCCGAGCGCCAAAACCUUUAUCACACGGUGCGAACGCUGCGCACCACGAACGCGGCUCAGCAUGCCGAGUUGGAGCGCUGCCGCGCGGAAGCGGCAUCGACCAAGGCGCGGCAUGUGCAGUGGGAGGCCGACCUGAACAACAAACUGCGUGCGUACCGCGAAGAGCGCAAGGCAUGGACAUCGGAGGCGCGCGAACUCAAGGCGCAGGCGGAAGAGGACGCCGCCAAGAUCGCCACGCUCACGCGGCAGCUCGAGGAGACGGGCGCGCAGCUGUUCGAGCUUCAGACCAAGAUGGAGGCGGACGAGCCCAAGCUGGCCAAGCUCGAGCAGUACGAGGCCAAGAUCGCGCAGCUCACCUCGUGCCUGGCGUACUGGGACAACGACGUGCUCAAGUACGAGCAGCAGCGCAACGAGAUGGAGAAGCUGCUCAACAAGUGGGACGAGAUGGCGUACCUGGUCGAGUCGACCGAAGCGACGCUCAGCGAGGUCGAGCAGACGUGUUCGCGGCUCGAGGCCGAGAACGAGCGGCUCAAGCAGGAGCUCAACACGGCCUUCGACAGUGUCAAGGCGUUGAAGGUCGAAAAGGGCAAGCUUGCCGCACAGGCCCAGCCGGGCCACGAGCAGGCACUGGACACGGUCGCCGAGUUGGAGCAGCAGCGAGGGGUGCUGCGCGAUGAGAACGAGGCGUUGAGCGAGAAGGUGCUCGAGCUCUCGGCGAGGAUCGAGACGAUGCAGCUCCAGCACGCGGCCAACGGCCACUCGACAGUCGACGGCCCACACGGCGCCUCGGGGCUCGCGGCCGCUUCGCAUCCGGAUGAGGAUGACGACGUGCCCGCACUCCCGCACGGCCUUCCCGCACCACAAGCAUGA
This is a messenger RNA of Moesziomyces aphidis, 3615 nucleotides long. The record is from the annotation of a GenBank genome assembly. Lineage: Eukaryota; Fungi; Basidiomycota; Ustilaginomycetes; Ustilaginales; Ustilaginaceae.